CAGGAUAUUGACAGAAUCUUAAUUGCUUUACUACUAAAAGAAGUUGACGUUUUACUGACGUCAACUUCUGCUAAAGUAAUUUUCUGGUAAGAUACUCAAGAAUGCCUUAAGACUGCUACGAACCACACACCUGCUCCCACAGUUGGGACGCACUAAGUGCUUUUCACCACUAGGUGGAGUGCUGUCACUUUUUUCCCUCUCAACUCCUACGUAAACAUAAACUUUGCACAAAUAACUACAGUUUCAGGACAAAACCCUGUUGUUUAGUGGGACGUUACUUACAUGUAGUGACUUAGCGUGUCUGAGAACCGUUACUAAAGACAGCAAAAGGCAGGGGGUGUGGGUGUGGGUGUGAGGGUUCAUAUAAAGCGACGCGCCUCCUGUCUGAAACUUGGACCAAACUUUUCCCAUGUGAUUCCCAGUGUUGGAAGUAACUUGAGCUUCAGUGUGACACGCAGCCUCCUCAAUCAUGAUUCCACCUGAUCAACAGGUUUCACACACGUUUAAUUGCUCUGAUAUUUGUGUGCAUCGGAUUACUCUUUGGCUCACAAGUGAAGAAAUGGAAUUAGUGUCUGUCCGGAGUCGCUUCUGGAAGAAAGGCUGAUCAGCUUCACUGAUGAACCAAAGCGGGACGCGGCAGCUGAUUGUGAUGGGUGAAACAUCCCCUACAGCGAGGAAUACAAAUAACUGGAAGGCUCUUUAAGAAGGCGACUGGAGACUUGGGAGAUUGGCAGAACCUAUUAAGAAGAAGUCUGUAAGAGCAUAUCCAGACACAGCUACUUCCAAGAAUGAGGAUCAAAUACACAAUAUCCAUUGUCUUUUUUGUGGCACUUGUUAUCAUUGAGAAGGAAAACAACAUUAUCUCAAGGGUGUCAGAUAAGAUGACCUUAAAGGAGACACCUCAGACUCUACUACAGCAAAAUGGCUUCUCCCGCAUAGUGCUAAAGGACAAUGUUUCAUUUUCUUCACUCAGCAAGAUGGACUCAGCCCUGACGAUGCGGCGUCUGGAGAACUACAGCAAGCACCAAGAAGUAAUACCAAGAGGCAAGAAACACAUCCUCUUGUUAGCCGCCACAAGGACAGGUUCUUCGUUUGUGGGAGAGUUUUUCAACCAGCAGGGCGACAACAUGUUUUUCUUGUUUGAGCCACUGUGGCACGUGGAAAAGAUGCUCACACUGGACACUGGAGGUACUAACGCCACAGCGUCAGCCAAGGCGUUCCGGGAUGUGCUCCAUCAGCUCUUACUGUGCGACUUCUCCUUCCUGGAGAGUUUCAUCCAACCCCUCCCUGUGGACCAUAUUACCACCACCCUCUUCCGCAGGGAGUCCAGCAGCUCUUUGUGUGACGAGGCGGUCUGCAGCCCCUUCAUCAAAGGGGUUUUUGAGCGCUAUCACUGCAGAACCAGAAGGUGUGGGCCACUUAACCUCACCAUGGCGUCUCAGUCCUGCCUCAAGAAAGAACACAUAGCCAUCAAGUCAGUGAGGGUGCGCCAGCUUGAUACCCUUCGACCUCUUACUGAGGACCCGCGUCUUGAUGUGAGGUUCAUUCAAUUGGUUCGGGAUCCUCGGGCUGUACUGGCCUCGCGCAUGGUGGCCUUUGCUGACAUGUACAAGAACUGGAAGCAGUGGGCCACAGAUGGGGAUGAAACCAUUGAUGAGGAUAAGGUGAGGAAGCUGAAAGGGAACUGUGACAACAUCAGGAUGUCUGCAGAGGUUGGCCUAAGUCAGCCACCGUGGCUGCGUCAACGCUACAUGCUAGUGCGGUACGAGGACAUAGCUCGGUUUCCCAUGAGGAAGGCAUCAGAGAUGUUUGGGUUCACUGGAAUCCCGUUCACCCGAAAAGUGAGACACUGGAUCUUAAGGAACACUCAGGCGUCCAAAGAGGCAGGAGGCAUUUACUCCACACAGAAAAAGUCUUCAGAACAAGUAGAGAAAUGGAGGUUUAGUUUACCUUUCAAAAUAGCCCAGGUCGUACAGGAUGCUUGUGGACCAACACUGAAACUUUUUGGUUACAAAUUUGUGAACAGUGAAGAAAUGCUGACAAAUAAGUCUAUUAGUUUGAUUGAGGACAAAGUGUUCAACUUUUCAUAGACUAUGGAACAUGAACUCCUGAUGCAGGAAAACCAACAGUUCUGAAAACCCUUGAAUUACUGAUAUUUAUUAGGAUCUUUUAACCUGAUACAAAGAGCUCCGUUUUCCUACUUUGCUCCAAAAUAGAGCUCUAUUUUCACACUUUGUCAGUGUGUUAUUUAAAGUGAUUUCUCACUGGUUUAAAUAGUAAUGGCAAAGACAAUGUUUGUUUGAACUAUUAAAGCAAGAAUGUUAAAUGUUGACAUGGGUAUGAUGAAAACAGAGAGCCAGAGUAUCUAUCUGUUCUUUGCACUCUGAAUGACUUUCUCUGUCUAAUACAGUGUCGUUGGCUUGGGCUAAAUUUAUUCCUUAGGUAGUAAUGCAAACUGUUUAUACACCAAAAAAAACUUGAAAUGACUUGGAAUGCAUUGCAAUAAAGAAAGAAAUGAAUGAACGCAGAUAAGCAAACAAAAAAGCUUUGUAAUACAAGGGCUAUUUCAACACAGAGACAAUGUUCCAUGCUAAGCAUAUUUAGUUUUAUCUUGCCAAGAAGUCAUAAAGACUCUAAAUCUGAAUGUUCUCCACAGGUUUUUUUUUUCCUCCUCUGCAGAUUUACUUUUCUUACGCUGUACAUGCAAGUAUUUGACUGACCAAAAAUUGUUUGAAUUUGUCCUCUGGAUUGUGAGGGCCCUUUCUGUAAAACAGAUGUUUACACUGCUACUGUAUGCAUGCAUUCCAUCUGCAGCUGGUUUGCAGGAUUGUGUGAGGUUUGUCAGCAGGUUUCGGUCUGUUGACACAAGUCUCUUGGCUGGUGAUAAAAAGGGGCCCCCGAUAUUCUGGCUUGCCAGUCUAUUUGAUGAUCUUCCGGUCUGUCAAUGAUGCAUUUUCUUUUGUCACACACUUUUUUCACUAACUUAAAGGUACUUUAUGUAAGAAAUGUAUUAUAUUAAGUCAUAAAAUGACCAUGCUAUGUCGAUAAGGUUAAGAAAACUGGCUUCACUCAAAACAAUGGUGCAGGUAGUAUAUUCACAAAAUAAAUGUUUUAUUUGUGGGCCACAAACUUUGCUUUUGCUUUGGUUGGGUCAUUUUGGUCUGUUGCACCAACUGCUGCCACCCUGCCCAAUAAUGCAGCUCAGAGCACUUCAACACCGGGGAUGCCAGCAGAGUGAGCAGAGAGCAGCUAUAUGUUAAGCAUCAGAAACGAUCAACGAUCAAUUGAACCUAUUAACCAAAUAGGUUGAAUACUCACAGAAAUGAAACAGAUGGUAGGACAGCUUGUGCACGUGCAAGGGAUCACCAAGGUUAGAAAGGCCACUCUGGAUAUCUGCAACACAUUUUUGACAAAAUAUUUUUACUCAUAAACAAAAAUGUCACCUCAUGGAAGUGCAGGUGGUAACAAAGUCAAUAGGAUUCAUGAGCUAGAGACCACAUACACACACACAGACAAAAUGUUGUGAUACAAAUAUACUGGAGCCUCAAUGACCUCCUGUUUGUUUGCUGCUCAGUACCGGUUUCCAUUUGAAUUGCAUAUAAGAGAAUGUUGACCUUCUUUGUGUGCUUUGUGCUGAAGGGUAUCUAUAAAAGACGUGCACAGAUCAUUUCAUAUAGCUGCAGUUGUCAAACAACCACACUGAUUUCCAAGCAUCUUCAGUGCACCUCUUGCUUUUCUGGUCCUAUCUUAACCAAAUGUUUAGGGUUUGUACACACUGGCUGGUUUGUCUCUGAGGUGGUGAGAAGGAAGGAUACUGUGGAGGCAGCAGCCUUGACAUCCAGUGUAUUUACCACUGUGGGCCUGGCUAUUUAAGUCUCUAAACCUAGUAAUUACCCCAGUUUUACAUAUAAUGUGGUCCAAGUCAUUUUGGUCCACCUGACCCCACCCACUUACAGAAAUACAGUUUGUACAAUCUCUUUCUUCUCCGUCUCUCUCUCUGUUCCCUUUUUACAAUAACUUUUUUGGCCCAGACUUCCCUUUCACACACUGCUCAGGUAACAUGCAUGAGCGCACUUGAAUCAACAGAUCACGAUAUGAUCAGUUUGAGCAGGUUGUUUUACUUUUUGGCAAAAGUGUUGCCAGGUCUGCCGCAUCCCAGCGCAAAACUAAUGAGGAGAGGUUCAGCGUUCAUAAAUGGCUUUAUGUGGGACGUGCGGAGGGUGGAGUCACUGUAUGGUUAAGCAAAAUAUAGAAUAACCACUUUCCACUGAAUUAAAGCCUGCUCAACCCCCUCCAACCACCCCCACUCAGCGGUGGAAUGAGGGCAUUUAGGUAACCCCACCCUCCUGCUCUGUUAUAUGGUACCCAGCCACAUCAACCAAACGGGGUUUGAAUUAGGUUAAACAGCCUGAAUCUAAGACCUGAAUGAUGCCAUGCUGUAAGAGCUCUGACAAACAGGCAUCAUCGUUGAUGUGGUUCAGACUCAUUGCCUGGCUGCACAUAAAACUGUGCUGUUGUAGACAGUAAUGAUGGUUCGGGAGAAGACAUAAAUCUAAAUUCACACUAAAUUAUCUCACACAGAGGAAUCCAAUAAAAUCAGGUUGUUGCAUGUGAUAAUGACUGAGGGAGUAUGGAGUGGGGAAAAGACUUUCAUUGCGCAGCACUAACAUACUAGCGUACAACUGAUGACUGACGAGCAGACGGAUGAGGCACUUUUUGUCUGUUAUGUAAAGUCAUAUACUUUCUCAUCUUUGAACCAUUUCCCAACUGUGCAUACAAUCUAUACAGGCGGCUCUUCAAAUUCAUCAGCAGAAGCUGCUCGGUUGAAAACGUUGCAUAAGAAGCACUUCUUGGCCAAUAUCGCGCCGUUUCAAAUAAAAGACGGGGGGAUUCGUCAGCAUUUAUUGACACAAGAUCAAGUGUCAAAUUCUCGCCGUUGUUAAAGCCAGACAUUUGUUAGAUUUAGUGCUUAACCAGAAAAGGGGUAACCUGGAGAUUUAUGACUGCUGUUAAUUUCGUUUUUUUAGUUUGUUUGAACCACAUGCAACCACAGACAGACAUCAAACAUCUAAUGCGGUUUGGCUUCACUGCCAUGGCAAGUUUCUCAAAGCAGUAAAGAAACGCCAGUGUGUCUUCAACACAAACGAACAUAACAGCCCAAACUUAUCUACUGUAUGUACUGUACAUCACGUAACCUCCUUUAAUCCUCCACUGAGCAGAAAUUCAAUAACUGAAGGCUCUAAAAGUCAUUGUUGGGCAAUUUUGUAAUAAAGACAUUAAUUUGCACAACUUAUUGAAAUACUGAGCAUACAUUUUCUUUGUGACGUGACAUCUGACACUCUUUUUUUUUGGAGCUCUCUGGAUGGAGGUUCAGUGUGGUUGACCAACCCAUAAAAGCUUUUGACAGAGCGGAAACGGAUGCCUAUUUUCUCUGGAUUUAGAUUCAGCUUAACACAUGAAAAGUGACGGCAAGAUGUGGAUGGAGGUUUAAGCUGUCUGACCACUGCAGCCACUGAAAUGUAUUAAGAAAGAUAAUAAGUUUUGUCGUGAGUGUGACAAAUCGAGAGCCAGAUUUUGAUCCAAAAUGUUUUCAGAGGUGUUCAGAAAAUCAUACUAUUAAAAAUAAUACUACUUGAAUACGACCAAAACUUUUUGGAUACAAAUUUGGAAGCAGUGAAGAAAAGUUGGGUGUUUUAUCCUGAUACAGAGAUCCCUAUUCUUCUGUCAGUGUGUUUUUUUAAAGUUAUUUUUAACUGAUUUAAAUAGUUUGGCAAAUAUUGACAAAAUAUAUGACGAAAACAGAGAGCCAGAGUAUCUAUAUCUGUUCUCUGCAGUCCAGAUUAAAUUCUCUGUCUAAUACAAACACUGGCAUUGGCUUAAGCAAAUCUCAUUCCUUGUAGUGUCUGUGUUCUUGUGUGUAGUACAGUAUAUGAGCUGUUUUUCAAACAUUCCGGUUCCUCCUUUCGUUAAAGUUUGCUCUACAACUCCAUAGCUAGUAAUGCAAGCUGUUUAUAAAUAUAUAAAUUAAACGGCCCUUUGUUUCCAAAUAAAGUAAACGUCCUCUCCCACUUGGUUUUCUCCUGAUUUGCCUUUGUUUUCACUGGAACACACGUUAUCAUUUUCAUUAUGAACUCAGUGUUUAUACAGAGCAUACUGCCAAGCCCUCCACCCAGUCCACCUAGAAAACCUAAAGUGCUACUUCCACCCUUAAACCCUAAGAAUAACUUAAACAUUUCAUGGGUUUAUAGCACUGAGCCCCCUGCAAGAAAAACAAUAGCUUUGUGGGUUAAGGAAGAGUUUAAGUAAAUAGCAGAGGUCAGGUCAGCAGGUGGUGUAAAGUAAACUAGAUGACAAAGUUCUACUCUGAUUCUCAGUGAAUAGGUGUCAUUCACAUAUUUACUCACUGUCUCUGGCCUUUGUUCUAUAGGUGGAAAUAUACUUAUCAUGCAUGUUUGAAUGUAGAGUCACUGAGUCACUGUUUCUGUAAAGCCAGAAAAGCCAAAUACAUUUUUGUGAUUUAUGUAUUUUUUUUCAAGUAUGCAAGUAUGAAAAUUAAAUGCUGGUGAGACAAAAGUUGGUUGUAAGGGCACUGACGUUAACAUUGUGCAUUUUCGUCAUUCAGACUUAUCUCAAUUUUCCGUAUUACAGAAAACGAUCAUGUCUUUCAUUUCCUGUCUGGCGUGUAACUAAAGUGCACAGCUCAAAUAAAAAAAAGGACCUAAUGUAGGUCUCCAAUACAAGAUAUGCCACCAUUUGCAUGUUGAAUGAAAGGUUUGUGAAGGAACUGUUUCCUCAGCUAGAUCUGGUGAGCAUACUAAUACAAAGCCUCAGUCUUUCCUUACAUCAAUACCUCCUUUUGUGUCGAGCACCAAGCUAGAGCAGAGAGGUCCUUAAAAAAAUUUAGAGCUACUGAAUGGGUCGCUCCAUUUGUCCCACUCUGAUGGCUUUGCUCCAAACUCCAAGUAAGUGGCCUUCUACUGCCACUACAAGGCACAAUAAAACAGACAUUACAGUUUAGGGCUAACAGGAGCAGAUGGAGUGGGGUGACUAAUGAGGAACAUCAAGCAUUGGAAGAGAAUCUCCUCAUUUGCCAUAAGAUGUGGCAAAUGUGGCACUUAUGCAUUUACCCAUUAUAGAUUAAUCUCCUGCUUCUACAGUGCAAUGACAGGCCUUUUCUUGUUUGAUAUAAAAGACGCCAUGUGAGCACCACCCAUCUGAUGCUGUUGCGUGGCUGCCGUUGAUAGAAAGAUCCAAAAAAGUGUACAGAGAAAGACCAGAAUGACCACUGGAAGCCUCUUUGUUUUUUUUGUUUUUUACAAAAGCAGGAAACAGAACUGCAACCAUCCAAAGAGUCAAAAUUGUCGGCUUUCAUUCCCACCUUUCCGCUCACUUAGACGUUCGUUUCUUCUUAAAGCUACAGAAACAAAGACUCAUUUGUGUUCCUCAAGGCACAACAUGCACCACUGACUGAGGAAUGGAGACGGUUUAUUUUGAGUUCAAGUUGAACAGUAAUUAUAGACUGUGGCAUCCUGUUGUUGGACUCUGAAUUUAGAGUUGCCAUAGGAAACGUGGAGAAUUUUCUUUUUAAUAUAUUUAUUAUGCGGAGAUAAUUUUAAUAUCGGUCAGUGACAAGAAUAGAGCUGUAUGAAAGUUAUGCCUAUGUACACAUCUGACCAAUGACCACUGUGCCAAAAAACUGAACUCACCCCCGUCAUGUGUGCCACACCACAGGAGGCUAGCAAAAAAACCCCAGAAAAGUCAGCUUUAAUGUUGCCAACCUCCACUUGUAUACAGUUGUAAGUUUUGAUGGAAAUAAAUAAACCACCUACUACAGUGUGAACUAAGUCUGUGCUAACAAUAAAUCUGUCAGAGCAUGAAAUCCCUAAA
Solea senegalensis (Senegalese sole) is the source of this 7887-nucleotide messenger RNA. RefSeq names its product carbohydrate sulfotransferase 3-like. Lineage: Eukaryota; Metazoa; Chordata; Actinopteri; Pleuronectiformes; Soleidae. Gene Ontology annotation, biological process: N-acetylglucosamine metabolic process; carbohydrate metabolic process. The transcript is spliced from 3 exons. The coding region runs from base 789 to 2090 and encodes 433 amino acids. The record is from RefSeq and is a predicted model, not a curated record. Gene Ontology annotation, cellular component: Golgi membrane. Gene Ontology annotation, molecular function: chondroitin 6-sulfotransferase activity; N-acetylglucosamine 6-O-sulfotransferase activity.